CCCAGUGUGCAAGAAUAAUGGUAAAGGUCGUCCAAGGAACAAACUGUUUGUUAAGCUAGGAAAAGGUCGUUAGUCUAAUAAACUACAUCUGUGUUUUGCUAGUUUCGCCCACUUGUUUCCCUACAAGAUGGCUGACAGUACAGUGGCAGAAGACACUCUGAGAACAGGGCAAGGUGGUGAAGAGAUACGGACCAGCUCUCCCAGGCUAUCAAGGAAGGCAAGGGAAGAUGCCGUGGCUGUGAAUGAGCCUAGUGGGGGGGACCCUGAUAAUUAUCUCCUUAACUCACCGUGGACGUUUUGGCAUGACGCUACACGAAGAGGAGCAACUGCCAAAGAUUUCUUUGAGAAUCUAAAACCUUUGUGUAUAGUCAAGACCAUCAAGGCAUUUUGGGGUGUGGUCAACAAUAUUCGUCCCAUAGAGCAGUUGGGCGAGAGAGAGAGCUACCAUCUUAUGAGGAAUGAGAAUAGGAGACCUAUUUGGGAGGACUCUGAUAAUGCUCAUGGUGGAUUGUGGUCAUUCAAAGUCAGAAAGAUGCACACAGGUUUCAUACAGGAUUUUUAGCUGGGAGGGUGAAACGUUUAUUUCAGGGAGGCCGUUCCCUG
Halichondria panicea is the source of this 603-nucleotide messenger RNA. RefSeq names its product eukaryotic translation initiation factor 4E type 3-like. The transcript has 4 exons. Bases 128 to 562 code for a protein of 144 amino acids. The record is from RefSeq and is a predicted model, not a curated record. Gene Ontology annotation, cellular component: eukaryotic translation initiation factor 4F complex. Gene Ontology annotation, molecular function: translation initiation factor activity; RNA 7-methylguanosine cap binding. Lineage: Eukaryota; Metazoa; Porifera; Demospongiae; Suberitida; Halichondriidae. Gene Ontology annotation, biological process: translational initiation.